Messenger RNA from Moneuplotes crassus, 361 nucleotides. NCBI's taxonomy places the organism in Eukaryota, Ciliophora, Spirotrichea, Euplotida, Euplotidae. The record is from the annotation of a GenBank genome assembly.
AUUAAAUAAUAUAAAUGGGCUGCUUUAUCCCCGACUGGAUCCAAAACCAGAUUAUUAAAGGAUGACAAGAGUCAAGCAAGAAAAUAUGCCAGAGAUUGGUAAAAGCAUACAAGUUUGACUUCAACAAGCACAUCGAGAAUGGGGUGACUUUUGAAGAGAAGUUGCGUAAGCUAAUCUAAACGACCUUGGCUUCUGGGACAACGAACCUUGCUAAUACGCUCCUGAGGCCGCUCAUAUCCUGAUCACAGAAUUCAAGAAGUUCAUGGUCGUGAACUCGACCCUGAUCCUACUCAAGGAAGAACACAAGCUGCAGGAUAGGCACGAAGAACAGAAAUUGAGGUACGAAAGUAAGGAAGGAAUU